Ectocarpus sp. CCAP 1310/34 is the source of this 365-nucleotide messenger RNA. NCBI's taxonomy places the organism in Eukaryota, Phaeophyceae, Ectocarpales, Ectocarpaceae. The record is from the annotation of a GenBank genome assembly.
AUGUCAGCCCCGCUGUCCUCCAUGCCAGCGUACAAAGCAAGUGUGGACUGCNCAGGAAUGCCAACUGGCGCUGCCGGUAGCGCAACCGCACGCGCUACCAACCACGCCGCCCCUUUAGACAAGGCAGACCACGCGGGGCGUAGAUGCCUCCCCAUGAGCUCUCGGCGCACCUCCUCGUGGUUUACGUGUGGCGUGUGUGUGGCGUGCCCUCGCUCUGGCUAGCUGUGCUGUACAACUCCUUUGCGUGCGGGUUCGGGAUGUUUCCUAUCCUCCCCUACACGACUAGACCGUCUGUUCAGCUCGAUAAAAAAAAAAAGAAGGAUAAAAUGAUCAAUCAAUGAUCACUCAGACCGGCCGAAGACUCC